Messenger RNA from Bipolaris zeicola 26-R-13, 564 nucleotides. RefSeq lists its product as uncharacterized. The record is from RefSeq and is a predicted model, not a curated record. Gene Ontology annotation, biological process: endoplasmic reticulum to Golgi vesicle-mediated transport. Gene Ontology annotation, cellular component: nucleus; cytoplasm; TRAPP complex. NCBI's taxonomy places the organism in Eukaryota, Fungi, Ascomycota, Dothideomycetes, Pleosporales, Pleosporaceae. The coding region runs from base 1 to 564 and encodes 187 amino acids. The transcript has a single exon.
AUGUCGUACACAUUCUCAAUACUCUCACCUCUUGACGUUCCCCUGUUUACCCACGACUUUGGCACAUCCCGCAGCGGUGGAACUGGUGUUGCAAAUUACACGCCAGGCGAACGCGCCCUUGUCCCAUUCAUCCUGCAUUCUGCGCUCGACAUAGUCGAAGAAGUACAAUGGGGUCCCUCCACGUCUAGCGGCUCUGCACCAAUGUACCUCAAGCAUAUCGACAAGUAUCAGAACUGCUAUGUGUCAUGCUGGAUAACAGGCGGAAACACACGCUUUCUGCUCCUGACGAGGCCACGCGAUGAAAGCCUAGGGCUCACAAGUGGAGGUGCUGGAGGUGUCAGAGGAAGCUUAGCUGGUGGACGAGCAGCACUUGGUGGAGGUGCCGGACUAUACAACCCUAGUAGUCCCGCCACCGAGGAGGCUGUUAAGAACUUCAUGGUCGAUGUGUAUGAGGCGUGGGUCAAAACUAUCAUGAACCCUUUUUUCGCGGUUGGAAAUGGAGAGGUGAUUAAGAGUCCAGUGUUCAGACAAAGAGUUGCCACAGCAGCAAAGAAAUAUCUAUAA